GGGAUUCUGGCCUUGCGCGGCCUGGGAAAGGUGAACGGUGUGGGGCCGCCAUGUUCCUCUCCGCGGCGCUCCGGGCCCGGGCGGCUGGCUUCGCUGCCCAGUGGGGAAAACAUAUAAGGAAUUUGCAUAAGACAGCUGUGCAAAAUGGAGCUGGAGGGGCCUUAUUUGUGCACAGAAACACUCCUGAGAAUAACCCAGAUACUCCAUUUGAUUUCACACCAGAAAACUAUAAGAGGAUAGAGGCAAUUGUCAAAAACUACCCAGAAGGGCAUAAAGCAGCAGCUGUGCUCCCGGUCCUGGAUCUCGCCCAGAGGCAGAAUGGGUGGUUGCCUAUCUCUGCAAUGAACAAGGUUGCAGAAGUUCUAGAUGUACCUCCAAUGAGAGUAUAUGAAGUAGCAACUUUUUAUACAAUGUAUAAUCGAAAACCAGUUGGAAAAUAUCACAUUCAAGUCUGCACUACUACUCCUUGCAUGCUCCGAAACUCUGACAGCAUACUGGAGGCCAUCCAGAAAAAACUUGGAAUAAAGGUUGGAGAAACUACACCUGACAAAAUGUUCACUCUUAUCGAGGUGGAAUGUCUAGGGGCCUGUGUAAAUGCACCUAUGGUUCAAAUAAAUGACAACUACUACGAGGACCUGACACCGAAGGAUAUUGAGGAAAUUAUUGAUGAGCUGAAGGCUGGCAAAAUGCCAAAACCUGGGCCAAGGAGUGGACGCUUCUCUUGUGAGCCAGCUGGGGGUCUCACUUCUUUGACUGAACCACCCAAAGGACCUGGUUUUGGUGUGCAAGCAGGCCUUUAAUUUAUAUUCAACUGUAAAUAAUAUCACUGGACAAAUAAACAUGAACCGGUGUACAUAAA
Ochotona curzoniae (black-lipped pika) is the source of this 859-nucleotide messenger RNA. RefSeq names its product NADH:ubiquinone oxidoreductase core subunit V2 (gene NDUFV2). The transcript has 8 exons. The coding region runs from base 51 to 800 and encodes 249 amino acids. Gene Ontology annotation, biological process: mitochondrial electron transport, NADH to ubiquinone. The record is from RefSeq and is a predicted model, not a curated record. Gene Ontology annotation, molecular function: NADH dehydrogenase activity. Lineage: Eukaryota; Metazoa; Chordata; Mammalia; Lagomorpha; Ochotonidae.